UACACUGCUGUGUGUAAGCCUCACGCCACUUGACAUACUGUAAUGCUCUGGGUGGGUCUAUGGAACUUUGCUCUGUUCCAAAGCUGCUUAUGCUACCGUGGUUGUGUGUGUGUGGGGAGAGGGAGAGGGAGCGAGACAGUCUACACACAUACGUCUACAGGAAGCACCAGCACUAGUUACAAAGUUUGAAAGCUGUUGACUCUGCCAUCUCUUGGAUCCCUCCGAGUUGAAAACCUACUGCACACAAUGCCGUCUUUUGAUGAGGUUUUAAAAGAAGCUGGGGAAUUUGGAAGGUACCAAAAGAGGGUCUUUUUCCUCCUUUGCCAGACAGGCAUAACUUUUUCUUUUCUAUUUGUUGGAGUGGUCUUUCUUGGGCACGCACCAGAGCACUAUUGGUGCAGGAUCCCUGGUGCAGCUGAAUUAAGUGAGAGAUGUGGAUGGACCCUUGAAGAGGAACAAAAUUAUACUGUGCCAGCUCCGAACCUGGAGAACAGGUUUUCCAGUGGCCAGUGUGAGAGGUUUGACAUAGAGUGGAAUAACACCUCUGUGAGCUGUGUCAACCCACUGUCCCACUUUACUAAUCGCAGCCUGGGCAACGUGGCGCUUACUCCAUGCCGGGAUGGCUGGGUAUAUAAACAAUCCCACUCAACGAUCAUCAGUGAGUAUAAUCUUGUGUGUGCCAAUGCCUGGAUGCUAGAUCUAACACAAGCUGUUCUCAAUAUGGGGUUUCUGACAGGAGCAUUCACUCUAGGCUAUGCUGCAGACAGAUAUGGCAGAAUCCAUGUUUACCUCUACUCCUGCCUUGGAGUAGGCUUAUGUGGCCUUGUUGUCGCAUUUGCACCAAAUUUUUACGUAUUUUUGAUCUUUCGCUUCCUACAAGGUGUAUUUGGAAAGGGAACCUGGAUGACAGCCUAUGUUAUUGUGACAGAAAUAGUUGGCUCAGAUCAGCGAAGGAUUGUUGGAAUUGUGAUACAGAUGUUCUUCACCCUUGGAAUAAUGAUUCUUCCUGGAAUUGCUUAUCUGGUUCCCACAUGGCAGGGGAUUCAGCUGGCCAUAACGCUCCCCAAUUUUCUUUUCCUGCUGUAUUACUGGGCAGUUCCUGAAUCUCCACGCUGGCUGCUGACACGCAAAAAAGGAGAAAAGGCAUUAAACAUUAUGCACACCAUUGCCAAGCACAAUGGGAAAUAUCUCUCACCGUAUUACUCUGAGAUCACAGUUACAGAUGAAGAGGUUAGUAAUCCAUCAUUUCUCGAUCUGGUUAGAACUCCCCAUAUGAGAAAAUACACGUUGAUUCUAAUGUAUGCCUGGUUUACAAGUGCCCUGAUUUACCAAGGGCUUGUUAUGCGCCUAGGAAUUAUAGGAGGAAACCUCUACCUAGACUUUUUCAUCUCCGGAGCUGUGGAAUUACCUGCAGCUCUCUUGAUUUUACUGACAAUCGAUCGAAUUGGCCGACGCCUUCCAUUUGCCAUAAGCAACAUAGUGGCGGGAGUGGCAUGCUUAAUUACUGCAUUCUUACCAGAAGAUAUCCCGUGGUUGAAAACCACAGUAGCCACCCUGGGAAGACUGGGAAUCACCAUGGCUUUUGAAAUUGUGUAUCUUGUGAACAGUGAAUUGUAUCCUACAACAUUAAGAAACUUUGGUGUUUCCCUGUGUUCGAGUUUGUGUGACAUAGGGGGUAUCAUAGCCCCAUUUCUUCUCUUCCGAUUAGCAGCCAUCUGGAUGGAGCUACCUCUAAUCAUCUUUAGUAAGAAAUCAUUUAAAAUGCAACCUUGGAUAGAGUAUUUCUUUUUCAAAGAGACUGUUCCGUGCAUAAGAGACAUACUUUACUUACAGUACUGCAGGCUGGGAAAGUGCUGCUUUAUUCAGCAACAUAACAAACACAGUGGGGAAAACACCCACUAAAUAAAGAGGAAAUAAGGGAAGGGUGGAAGCAUGGCUACCAUCCACAAUAUUGUGAAUAAUCCAGUUAAUCCCUUGAUGACCACUUUAUUACAACUUGUUUUUAAUCUGUGUACUAACACAGCUUCUUUUCUUGGGAAGAGUUUUAUUGCAUGACCUAUCUUUCCCCAAAUACAUCAUCUCCAUCCUCAUUGGCCGGCACAGAUGACCUAAGUGCAAAGGGGAGCUGUGUUGCAUCCUUUCAAUGAUGGUGGUUACAUCAGCUUGCGCACCACACACAUGGAGCUCCAGGAGGCAUUCCAGCUGAGUCCCACUGCAUUUGUAUCCUUCCAAAGGUCUAAGCCCCCUCUAAGGAAGACCCCUCAAAAGCCAUUAAAAAUGUGUUUACUGAUCAAAACAGAGCACUUGCAGCAAUGGGUUUCUAACAUUUUCGGGAUAGUUUUCAUAGGCGACUACCUUUCAUCAGACCAAAUAAACAAAGGGCCACAUUCUCUGCUGUUGGAAGUUAGUAUAGCUCUAUCAAAGUCAACAGAGUAGAUCUGGCCAAAAAGGUGUUUUCCAUGUUAUCUCCCACUUAAGGUCCUGCUUUGUGGGAACAUAGGAAUUGCCAUACUGGUUCAGAACAGUGAUCCAUGUAGUCCAGUAUCCUGUUACCAAAAGGGGUCAGUACCAGAUGCUUCAAAGUUAGGUGCAAGAAACCCCGCAGCUGGAUAAUCUGGUCACAUGGAAUUUUCCUGCUGACUUCCAGGUUGAUUUACUCCCUAGUGCAUGAGGAUUUAUAACCCUUCCAAAAAAUCGUGUUUAAUUUGUUCUAACUCUAGAUAUUCUUGUUAUUCAUAUAAAUAUCUAAUCUUUUUUUUCCCCGAUGAGCUCUUGGUCUCAGUGGUGUCUUGUGACAAUGAGUUCCACAGGCUAAUUGUGUGAGCAAAGUAUUUCCUUUUGUUAGGAAAUCCUGAGUCUGAAGGCUAAAUCAUGUUUUUCUGAAGAGAAACAUGAUGAGGAAAGAGCAGGAGGGACAGAACAUAGAAAAAGAAAGAGAGGUGGAGAAAGAGGAUUUGAAAUACAAAGUAAAAAAGAGAGAAGAAAAGAAAUUUAUUUUUCAAAUUAAUAUUAUUCCAGCCAUAGCAGUAUCCAGAUGUUCUAGUUUACACCUUUGUAUUCAGAAUUUCUGCUGCACUCUGAAGACCUGAUCCUCAACAACAUUGUGUAACUGGGUGUAAAAUUAUUAUCUGUAUUUUCAUCAGGCCUAGGAGCCCCAGUCAUUGACCAGGACCCCACUGUGCUAGGUGUUGUACAAACACAGGACAAAAAAACAGUCCCUGCCCCCAAAAAUUUUACAAUCAGCAUGGUAACAUUUCACACUUACUUUCCAAAAAUGUAAAUGACCAAAUGAGAACAAGGCAGGGGAGAAACGGGCCUUCAGCUUUUACUUAGUGUUUUGGGAGCAACUUCAGCUCUUUCUACCCUUUUCUUAUUUUGUACCACAAAACUGUCCUGAGAAUGAGAAAAAUGGCAAACCAGUUUUGGUUCUUGUUUUUUUUUUUCUUCAA
Messenger RNA from Chelonia mydas (Green sea turtle), 3449 nucleotides. RefSeq names its product solute carrier family 22 member 3 (gene SLC22A3). Lineage: Eukaryota; Metazoa; Chordata; Testudines; Cheloniidae. Gene Ontology annotation, molecular function: transmembrane transporter activity. Gene Ontology annotation, cellular component: membrane. The record is from RefSeq and is a predicted model, not a curated record. Gene Ontology annotation, biological process: transmembrane transport. The coding region runs from base 247 to 1902 and encodes 551 amino acids. The transcript has 9 exons.